UUUAACAAAGCUAUAUACGCCUUCACAAAAAAAAGCUAAUUUGUAUUUAUAAUUGAUAUGACUUAGGAUUAAUUAAAACACCGACUGAUAUAUAGGCGAAUUCUGCAUAAAAGUUUAAUAGUCAAUUAUAAAGAAGAAAAAGAUAUAUUUUUAAUUGGGAAAUAUCAAAUUUUUAAUUGCAUGUAAAGAAUAUGACUGGAUUACUCGCAUUUUGUAUAGUCUUUUUAAUCUUUUAUUGUUUUUUUACCCGGAUAGUACCAAGAUUAUUAGCAUGGAUAGUAAAACGUUGUUAUAAAAUUCAUUUGCGAGUGGGCCAUAUUUCUUUACCUUAUUUUAGGCUUCGUGAUGUAAAUAUAACUAAAAAUGGUUUUACACUGCAAGUCGAAGAAAUACGCAUACGCAGCAGUUUCUUUAGUAGCGAUGUAGCAAAGUUAUUAGCUGUUGUUAUGAAGGAUGUCAGAAUAAAUAAGGAUGUUCCGGUUCACCCAACUUGUAAGAUAAAACAGUCUAAUGAACUAUUGGAUUUUAGAAAUAAGAAGAUACCUCCAAUAAUAAUCAAAUCUGUGCAGUUUAUGGCUGUACAUGUGGAGAACAUAAGUUUACUUGCUCUUGGCAAUGGCUGGUUGGCUAACGGAAAUGCAGAAAGCUUGAGUUUAGAUGCCAGUAUUGUACAUGGUGCAUGCACACUUUUAGCAUCUGCCACCAUUGUUGGUGGAACAAUGAAAUUACUGCAACAUGCUUCCGAUGCAUGUCUCUCGCAAGUAACAUUUGCUGGAACAGUUGAAGCAACUUUUAAGGCUCAAGGAGAACUUUCAGUUGAGACAUUAUGUAUUGGAAUAGUUCAAACUGAAGGAUCUGGUGGUGCAGGUCUCCUUCAGUUCUUAAGAGAUAGAAGAACAUUAAAUACUACAACUUAUACUUGCAGCAAUGUACAUAAUAGUUCCUCUGAUGACUUAAUUACUAGAUUAGCACCUAUUUUGCCCAAAGACUUUACAUUGAAAAUUGGCAAUUCAUUGAUAAUAGCUGGUAGAGAAGAUAGUAACAUGAUAGGUUUAGAAGGUACCUUAAGAAGUCUUCAAGUUCAUGCAAAGUUUCAAGCUAACAGAACACAAUUAAAUUUCACUGUAAACUUAGAUGGUCUGUGCAUACGUGGAAAACUCCCUAUUUUAACUCUACAUUCAAUGUCAAUUGAUACAAAGCUAGAGGAGAAUAUCUUAUUUGUUGCCAUACAGCUAAAUACUCUUUCAAUAAUGUAUGAUCAUAAAGACUGGGAGUUGCUGUAUAAUAAUGACAGUGGCAUUUCAAAGCCUGUUAGCAAUAUAUCACUGAAAAACAAGUUACCAAAUUUUGAAAUAACAUUAAAUACUGAGCUGUAUGAUUCUUCAUUGAAUAUAAAAUUGCCAGAUGUACAAGAAGCAGCUUGCAGUGUCACACACAUGAAAUUUUCAUUGAAUUUAUCUGCAGACAAAACCGAAAAUUUAAAUACGGAACUAGUCUUAGAGUCUUUAUAUUGUACUUUAAAUGGUGCCAAUGGCAACAUCUCUGAAAUGUCUCAUCAAUGGGGAAGCCCGCUCUCUAUAGGGGUAUUGCUAGCAACAAGUCGUAAUAAUGCUAUAGGAAUUGCAGUCGACGCUCUUAUAGCAGAAUGGAGUUUGGAGCUUGCAAAGUUUCUUGAACAAGCUUACAAAUGUUACAAAAAGUAUCAGCAACCUGUGGCGAAAAGGAAAGUUACAGUAUCAUGUAAUCCUAUCCAAUUGAAUCUCAAAAUAACAAAUUGUAAUCUAUUCUUUAUCGCAGAAAACAAAUUAUCUAUAAUGACGCGUUUAGAUAUAGCUACUUUGGAACAAAACGCAAAGCGAUUUGUUGGUGUGGCGGAAGGCAUGAGUGCAAUAACUCUCAAUAAAAAUGAGCCGAUUAUGUGUCAACAUGCCCAAACUUUAACUCAUCCAUUUUUAGCAAUACGAAAGUGCAAAACUGCGAUUAAUUCUGAUGCUGUAAACAUUAGUCUUGAUGGCACUAAUCUAGCAUGGAGUCCUAAUUUACAUCUUCGUUUAUUGCAAGUCUGGAUGGAGUCUAAAGAUUUCAGAUCUAUUGUCAUGAAAGAAAUUAGCGCAACUCGUAUCGAAGAGGUGCAUAAAAAGAAACGCGUUUUGGAUUUACUAGCCACGGGUGGGAUUACUAUUUCUAUAGACAUUUCUACUAAACAUUUUUUGAUACUGACGUCUGAUCAAUUACGCUGGUCGCAAGGCGAAUGGAGACUCACCUAUAUUCGAGUUACCUUAGAUAUUGCUGACAUAAUUAUGAUCGAGGGCUUUGAGUUAGUCAGAGUACUCAAUAAUGCUGAAGUUCGAGUGGAGAGGCAAAGCAACGAAGGUUUCGUACUGGAUUGGAAUGAAUGCUGGGCAUUAAACAUCGAUUCUAUUAAAAUCUGUUUUCCGUAUGAGCAUCAAUUUUCAAACGCGAUACAGAAUGAGUUAUUUAGCAUCAGAAAAUGGUUAAAAGAGAUUCAUUCUUCGAACAUGCCUAAACAGGAAUCUCUGCCCUGCGAUUUGAUCAUCAAGAUCAAAGAGUGGACUUUCGAGGUCAGUGAUGAUCCAUUUGAAGUACGUUUGCGUGAUAAUUACGAAUUAUUAGAAGAUGAAUAUAAGGAAAGUUUGAAGCGACAAGCGAUGUUGGAUGCCAAGGUACAGGAGCUCUGUCGUGCGCACUUAUUGCUUCCACAAGGAAAAGUCGAAGAAUUAUAUGCCAGUUUAAAUAAGAAAAAUGCAGAAAUCUAUGUACAAAGAUGGAAGCAAAUGCAACGAACAGGUCCGCCGAGAACUCGAUUGUUUGCGUGGACUAUGUUAGAUCUAGAGAUAUUAGCUUUAGCUGAUCCUUCCAUAAAUGGUAUAGAGAGACAGGUAAGAGUUCUUAAAGAGAUGGAUCCGGAAACACCUUGGCCUGAAGAUGGUUUGGAAUUCAGUACGUUAUGGAUCCGAGGAAUCAGUCUAAAAUGCGCGGAAUGGAAACUUCAGCUUCGCGAUUUCCCGCAGCCGCUGCUUUUAGUGGAAAGUCUAAAUAUAUGGGGUAGGUUAGCUGGGGCAGAAGCUCUAGCGCCAUUGAGGGCUAAGAGAACCGUCAGAAUUGAAAUUGGCGCACCCUGGGAGGAUAUAGUGGUAGAAAGGGGAAUGACAUCUUUGAAAUAUUAUCACGAUCUCAAUUGGGACAUCGAUAAAUUCAGAUAUGCGUUCGGGCCAUGCUGGGAACCAGUGAUAGCUCAGUGCAACCUCAGCUUUGAGAAAAUUCUUCACCCAUCGAGAGAUCCGAGUCCACCGUUGCCAUUCUGGGAUAAAAUGCGAUUAGCCCUUCACGGUAGAUUGACGCUUUGUGUAAAACAGUUGACGGUGUUGCUGCAUGGUUCUUUGGAUCCAUACAAUACUACAGAAGAAAUGGAACUCACGUGGACUGGAUUGGCGCUCGAUUGGACGCAAGGCAAAAUUAUCAUUAAAGGAGAUCUUGAUGUGUACGUGCGUACAGCUAGCAAAUACGACGAUUGCCGAUUGUUACACCUGCCAAAUGUCAGAUUAAGUAUGAAAUUAGCAUGGGUAUGCCUAGGCGAUCCGCGUGAUCAUCACGCUGCUAUACCCUGCGCCCCAGAUCGAUUACCCGAGUAUUCGAGCAACCAAGAACAUGACUCGUUUAGAGCAUUUCGCUCUCAAAAUCUUAAUGUCAGUCUUUCUCUCGAGACUAAGCCAACUGGAUCACCUACGCUGGCUAGCGCACCAACAGCGUUACUCUAUGGCAGUACAUUGAGAUGGUUCGAAAAUCUCAAAUUAAUAUUAUCAGGCGCGACAAGACCUACGAGAAAAGGUCCAUUGUUCAAAAACAUCAGACCUAGAAAGAAACAACUCAGCAGGCACUACAGGAAAGUCCGGCUGACUUUAGCCUUUCAUCGUUUCCAUGUAAAUUAUUGGAUGUCAUUUGCCAUGCAACGCGGCUUCGAAGUGACUGGAGGUAGAGUAGCCUGCAGUUCGGAGCAUAAUCUAGCACUACAUCCAAUUGAUGACGGAUUAAUCCAUCGGCCACGGGCAGAAUGGUCUGUUGUGUACAUGAAUUGUGAAUUGAGCGAUGCCGAGAUUUGGCUGAAAAGCGCAUUACAAGAAGACGAAGUAGAGAGCGCAUCGUUGCGCCAACCGGUCGAGAAGUGUUACUGCUUGAGUGUAGCACGGGUCAGUUAUGGCAGAGAGGCAAUGGUCACCGGUGUAAGCGGCGACACACCGAUUCAUCGACUGGUCGUGCACGAUCUGCGAGGCGCCUGGACGAAGACUAAUCGCGAUGUUGCGUUCGCACUCUUUGACUCCUUUAUCAAGACUCAGCAGCUCAAGAAGAAUUUGUCAACCGCAGCGCUCAAAGGUUUCCACAGGGAUAACAGUUCAACGCCGCAUAAGAACCGUACCGCUAGAGUACCGACCGUAGUCGAUCAACAGAGCACGCCCACACAAGUAACACCGUCCCCUUCAGUGAAGCCGCAGCAAGGCGAGGUGGUGGGAAUGCUGCAGAGGUUGAUAGCGGAAGCUGUGAACAAACCUGUGGCUUUCAGUGACGAUCUAUCUGUGCAGACUAGGGGACAACAGCUACGCGGAUUAGCGGCGUGCCAUCAAGAUGAUGUCUUACACAAGAACUGGCUAAUCGCUUUGGUGAAUAGCCAAGUGCUGUUGAAAGGCAUCGAGACUCGCGGCUACGUUAUUCUAUCAGCUGCUAAAGCGGAGAUACUGCAGAGAGUCCAUCAUCCGGUUUGGAAGGAGCGAUCUCUCGUUCCGAAAACAACCUGGGUCGGUUCCUUGGAAUGCAUGCAGUAUUAUGCUACUGUAUGUGCGAACAUCGAUGAUAAUAUCGACGAUAAUAUUAUGUGGCUGACAUUGGAUAAUAUACAGGAGAAAGAUUCCACCAUCAUAGUUGGUCUGCCAGAUGUCCCGGCUCUGGUGGGAUCUGGUCAGAGCGUAGGUGGAGUGGUUAGUCAAACAGUAGGAGGCGGUGGCGGUCCACAACAUCAAUUACAACGCAUAGUAUCUCGAUGCAAAUGUGAGUUCUUUUAUGUUGGUUAUGGUCAAACAUUGGACGUGAGCUCCGUGGAUCAGGUACCACCUCCACCAAGAGAAGAAGUUAGUCCAUGGGAGAGAAAAGAUUUGACCGCAGCUGACGCGUUUACAUUGAUGCAUCAUGAUCUGGAUGUAUGCACUAAUUCGUUGCAAUACGCAAUGAUCUUGGACAUAGUUAAUAACUUAUUGCUGUACGUGGAGCCGAGGCGAAAGGAAGCUUCAGAGAGAUUGCAGAGGAUGAGAUUCCAAUUGCAAUUACAUUCUGUUGAAGAUCAGAAAAGACCAAUACAGCAGUUACAGAAUACAGUGCGCGGUUUAGUGGCGAAAUUGAGGCGCUUGGAACGCGAGACGUAUUUAGUACAGAAGGCACUGGCCGAAGAAUCGAGCUCAGAAUUAUUAACGGAAAUGGAACGUUUAGAAGCAAAUGUCUUCGAAUGCAAGGAACAACUUAGCGCCAAGGCGGAAGAAUUGGACGUCAUGUUGAAUUGUUACAAAGAGACCACUGCACCGGCGGCCGCUUCGGCUACACUGAAGGACAAACCGGCUGCGGUAGCUAGAGUGGCUGAGAUUUGCUUUAAACAUGCACAAUGGAGGCUGACGGACGCAGACGGUCAGCUAGGUAUAGCCGAUCUUAUCUUGACUAAUUUCCUUUAUACAAAAACUAGUAAAACUGAUGACUCGGUGGAACAUUUGUUGGAACUGGGAUACGUCCGAAUGACGAAUCUAUUACCAAAUCAAACUUAUACAGAGGUACUUGUACCCACGGAGCUACAAAGCAAUAUGCCUGUAGAUCGGCAAAGGGCUCUUCGAGUCUUCUGCAGAGAAAAAGCGCCAGUAGCGGGGAUAUCUGUGAAGGAGCAUUUUGAGAUCAAUGUGGUGCCUCUUACAAUAGGUUUGACAAAAAAAUUCUUCAAUACUAUGCUCAAGUUUUGUUUUCCUGAGAGAGAUCCAGAAGGCAUAGAGGAAGCGCCAGCGCCGCAACGUGAUUCCUCUUUUUAUGUACCUAUCGAGAGGAGAGACGAUGUGGAAAAAAUGAAAGAAAGAGCUGAUAAAAACAAAUUAUUCAUAUAUAUUAAGAUACCGGAGGUACCUGUACGCGUAUCAUAUAAGGGAAACAAAGAGAAAAAUCUUGAAGAUGUUCGUGAUUUUGCGCUAGUUAUACCAACUUUAGAGUAUCAUAACGUGACAUGGACAUGGCUAGAUCUGUUGCUGGCUAUGAAGAGCGAUUCCAGGCGUGUAAUACUAAGUCAAGCCAUCAAACAAAAAUUGCAGAUAAAACCGAGAGGGCCGCCUGAGGAAUCUGCGCCGCAGGAAGAGGAUAAGGCUCGUCUUUUAUUAGGUACCAGACAUCUUCCUGGAGACGCGAAGAAAAAAAAUGUAUUUAAAUUUAAGUAAUUUGUGCAUGCUACAGCUUUAAUGUGUAUUAUAGUAAUUAAUUUAUUAAUGACAUUGUUAUAAAUGUUAUGUACACGAACUUAUACUUGUUUCUUGUAAAAAAAAUAAAUUCCAAAAGAAAAAUAAUAAGAAAAAUAAUUUCUAAUGUACAUUUUUCUGAGGCAUGAAGAGAGGAUUCCAAAUAUAACAGCUCUAAAAACAGA
Molecule: messenger RNA, 6676 nt
Organism: Cataglyphis hispanica
Lineage: Eukaryota; Metazoa; Arthropoda; Insecta; Hymenoptera; Formicidae
Gene: hob
Product: protein KIAA0100
Exons: 15
Coding region: 192-6473 (2093 amino acids)
Source: RefSeq, a predicted model, not a curated record